AUGCCGGAGUUGUUGGACCUACCUCUGGAGAUCAUCCAGCGAAUCUCACAAAACCACUUACCAGUUCAGCAAGACCGACUAAACCUCCUCCUCUGCUGUCGCAGCUUCUCUAAAAAGCUUCUAAAAUCUCUCUACACCAACCCCAGUGUGCGUCCCAAUCUUCAACGUCGACGCAAGCUCUUCUACUCCUUCGUGGAAAGGAUCCUCCAAGGACCUACGCUAGGCCAGGCUGUCCAGACACUCGAGCUCCACCACUGGAGCACAAACCCCACAGCUCAGGCUGACAACGAAGAUUGUAUUCCCGAGGUACACAUUGCCGUUAAAGCCUACAGCCAGUCAGAGGAUGAGCAAGUCACCUGGAUGCAAGACAUCAAAGCCGGCAAACCAGAUGCUUGGCUUGCACUUAUCAUCCCGCGCCUAGUCAACCUGCAGGCCUUGUGGAUAGUGUUCCCAUCUGUGACAAAGUGUCCUAAUCAUGUCACACGAAUGCUUGCUCGUGCCGUGAGCAAACGACCCCCCUUUCACACGGCACCGGCAUUUCCCGCUCUGGCCGAGGUGUAUGUCUCCUCGUCAGAUCUCGACGGCUUGACCCCAGGCCUGGUCAAGUCCUGCUUCAGCUUUGCGUCCCUUCGGAAAGUCUGCGGGUGGCACGUCGGCAACCCACGCUACAACCAGACCCGCAACGCCCAAGACCGGGCCAGAGACCGCUUAGCUGCAGCUCCGCGACAGAGCCUGAAUCUCACAGCACUGGACCUCCGAGGCUGCGACCAUUUCGGCUGCCUCAACAACCUGGUGUGGACGUGCAACGGACUCAAGUCUCUCCACAUCACCUGUCGUGCCUUUGUUGACUGGCGAGGAAACGGGCCGAGACAGCUUGUGAUAGGAACGCCAUUCAGCGUGCUACUGUCGAUCGACAAGCACAAACACACCCUGGAGUCGAUCUUGAUCGAUGCCCACGACGAAAGAGCUCAGGCAUCGUACUCGCAGAAAGUUCCUCUGCAAAUAAUCCAGCGCAGACACCCGCUGGCGAGAUUGUGCUUGAAACGAGGCCUGCAUGGAUGCUUCGUCCAGUUCACCACCCUCAAGCACCUGCAUUUCCAGCUCCCUUCUCUUGUGUUGCUGGAAUAUGUCCAUCCCAAAAGCGUGCCAACGCUGCAUCUGAAAGAUUGCCUUUCCCCGUCCCUUGAAACAUUGCAUCUUGUCAUGGCAUACCCCCCUGCGAAGAUUCCCUGGUUCCCGUCCCAGUUGCUGGAGCUGGUUACCACUCGAGAAAACUAUGUCCCUAAUUUGCACACAAUCGAGCUGAUCGGGGAGCCUUGGAAGGACACAGAUCCACGUGGAGAUCAAGUGCGUUCAGCUUGCGAAGCUGCCAACAUUGAACUGGCGGUCUCCCAGAGACGGGGGGAGUUCUAUGGGUCGGGCUGGGGGAAUUCGGGAUGCAGCAUGAUCCUCAGAGUCCGAGGACAUGAAAGAGAUACGAAGUCUUAUUCGGUGUUCUCGUACGGACUAGAGACAACAAGAAAUUGGGUGGGAAGGAAGCUUUUGUGA
Molecule: messenger RNA, 1548 nt
Organism: Penicillium alfredii
Lineage: Eukaryota; Fungi; Ascomycota; Eurotiomycetes; Eurotiales; Aspergillaceae
Exons: 1
Coding region: 1-1548 (515 amino acids)
Source: RefSeq, a predicted model, not a curated record